This is a messenger RNA of Exophiala spinifera, 972 nucleotides long. RefSeq lists its product as uncharacterized. The coding region runs from base 1 to 972 and encodes 323 amino acids. The record is from RefSeq and is a predicted model, not a curated record. Gene Ontology annotation, molecular function: 2-dehydropantoate 2-reductase activity. Gene Ontology annotation, cellular component: cytoplasm. Lineage: Eukaryota; Fungi; Ascomycota; Eurotiomycetes; Chaetothyriales; Herpotrichiellaceae. Gene Ontology annotation, biological process: pantothenate biosynthetic process. The transcript has 5 exons.
AUGGCGAAGCAGGUCAAUGUGAUGCUGUACGGCUUGGGCGCUAUCGGAUCAUUCUACGCAUUCAUCUUGAACCAGAGCAAACGGGUGCGCCUUACGGUCGUAGCUCGCUCCAACUACGAGGCGGUCAAGAACAAUGGACUUCAUAUCAGCAGCAUGAAUCAUGGCAAUCACCUCUUCCGACCAGCAAAGGUGUUGAGAACCCCUGCCGAGGCCGGGGAGACAUUUGACUAUGUGGUCUGCGUCCAUAAAGCCAUCGACCAGUCGUCGGUGCCCAAGCAAUUGGAGCCUGCCAUUGACGAAAAGAAGACGUGCAUUGUCAUCGUCCAGAAUGGGGUGGGAAAUGAAGACCCGUUCCGUGAAGCCUUCCCGUCGUCUCCAAUCCUGAGCUGUGUGACCUGGGUGGGCGCAAAGCAGGACCAGCCUGGCUUUGUGACACACAUGGCGACCGAAAACACCAAGAUUGGGAUCUUCCCUAGCGACAAACUCGAAGCCGCGACAGAACAGAGCCGGCUCCAAGAAUUUGCCUCGUUGCUCCGAGACGGCGGGACCCCGUUCGAUAUCGAAGACAACAUACAGGUCCAACGGUGGGAGAAGGUCGUUUGGAAUUGCGCCUGGAACUCCCUGACCACGCUCACCAUGCUCGACACACACUCUUGGCUCGCCUCGUCGGCUGAUUCGACGCCCAUGACACGGACGCUGAUGCGAGAGGUCAUCGACGUGGCCAGGAAAUGCGGAGUGCCGCUUCAGUACGACCUGGUCGACACGCUGAUUGACAGAAUCCUGGCCAUGCCGCCCAUUGGGAGCAGCAUGCAGACAGACUGCAAGAUGGGCAGACCAAUGGAGAUUGACGUGAUUCUCGGAACCCCCGUGCGCAAGGCCAAAGAGCUAGGAGUGCCCGUUCCCACCCUGGAAGUGCUGUACACUCUGCUCCAGGCCAUUGACGGCCGCCUGAAAGCGAAUGCUGCGGCAUGA